Messenger RNA from Symbiodinium natans, 549 nucleotides. NCBI's taxonomy places the organism in Eukaryota, Dinophyceae, Suessiales, Symbiodiniaceae. The record is from the annotation of a GenBank genome assembly.
AUGACUCAGCCGUGGCAGCAGAAGGCGCCACGGAGGCCGAUGAUGUGGAGGCCAUGGUGGUGCCGGUUCUUCACUUCCCGUGUUACGAUCGGUACCCUGGAGCCGAGAAGUAUGUGGCCAGCACUAACGUGCCUGGCUCAAUGGGGCAUCGGCGUGGUAGCUGCGGCUUUAGAAACGAGAGUUUCUGCUGUGCCAGCUUUCCCUUGUCACGAAGAUGGGCUAUGCACUCCAGACUCGCGCCGAUGCGAUCGGCACAAGAAGGUGCUCUUCGUUAAGAUUGUCGCGGGUAGCAAGAUCGACAAGACGGUGGAGAUUCCAUAUGGUGACUGGGAAGUUGGCUUGUGGUACCGCUGUCGUGCCCACGAGGCCACCGGGCUGCCCAUCCGACGGCUGAAAUUGCUUUUUGCGGGAGCCGCUUUGCCAGACGGCCGGCGACACAGUGGCCUACAGGUGCGCAGCACACUUCACCUGGUGGUUCCGGCAAAAGAGGCUCUUGAGAAGGGGCUUUCGGAGGUGCUUGCUGUCGGGGGACCUGAAGCCCUAGUUUAA